Molecule: messenger RNA, 384 nt
Organism: Dibothriocephalus latus
Lineage: Eukaryota; Metazoa; Platyhelminthes; Cestoda; Diphyllobothriidea; Diphyllobothriidae
Source: the annotation of a GenBank genome assembly
AUGGGCACCAAUUCAUUCUUUGCACGGGCUGCUCGAGUCCGCCAGCAGAGUCGUACUGUGCGUGUGCCCAUCCUGCUCACCCUCUUCUUAUUCUUCCUCUACCUUUUCGGUGGGGCAGUCAUCUUCUCCCAUUGGGAGAACUGGUCAUUCACGGAUGCCACCUACUUCGUCUUUAUUACCAUCUCUACUAUCGGCUUCGGAGAUCUAAUUCCGGGCAUCGAGGAUGGUGAUUUUAGCAAACAAACACAAAAGUUUAUUGCAGCCAUCACCUACCUCCUCCUUGGGUUGGCCCUCGUCUGCAUGUGCUUUGACUUGAUGCAGCGAGAGUUGAAGCGGAAGUCCAAGAAGCUGGCUCAGCGCAUUGGCCUUAUUGACAGUCAGUAG